Messenger RNA from Ruditapes philippinarum (Manila clam), 496 nucleotides. RefSeq lists its product as uncharacterized. The record is from RefSeq and is a predicted model, not a curated record. Lineage: Eukaryota; Metazoa; Mollusca; Bivalvia; Venerida; Veneridae.
UUAAAAUGUAUAUCGAUUAUCAAUCGUGUUAGUGUACAGUCUGUAUAAAGAUAUGACUGGAUAAUAUAUGAAAAUAAACUGUUAAGCACAUAUUUAUGACAAUCUAGUCAUAGAACACUAUUUCGUGAUGUAUGUGAUACGAUGGUUUCUUCUCAAAAGUUGUAUAUUUGGAGUGUUCAUUUCAGUCACAGAGGCAAGCGUUUUGCUGCAAACAUUUGAUGGAGAGAUGACUUAUAUAAAAGGCUCAAACGUAACGCUCGUUUGCACAAUUACUCCCUAUAAUAAUGUGAUGACUUGGUACGUGGACAAUCAACUCUACGCUGACUGCUUUUUAGGGAACUGUGGUCCUUCUUUAAACAAACCAUAUACAUUUAAUUUCACUUUUGAUGAAACUGCAGGGGUUUUCAAACUCAAUAUAGAUUCAAUGGAUUCUUCUCACGCUGCGCUUUCAUUUGCUUGCGACGAUGGAAAUGUGAGAGAAACAAUUUCUUUCAAU